Messenger RNA from Monomorium pharaonis (pharaoh ant), 2687 nucleotides. Its product is annotated as protein I'm not dead yet. Lineage: Eukaryota; Metazoa; Arthropoda; Insecta; Hymenoptera; Formicidae. Gene Ontology annotation, molecular function: citrate transmembrane transporter activity; succinate transmembrane transporter activity. Bases 808 to 2259 code for a protein of 483 amino acids. Gene Ontology annotation, biological process: monoatomic anion transmembrane transport; citrate transport. The transcript is spliced from 9 exons. Gene Ontology annotation, cellular component: membrane. The record is from RefSeq and is a predicted model, not a curated record.
GGAGAAGAGUGGAGGAGAGAAUGCGCCAAAGGAGAGGAGGAAUAAAGUCUGAAUUGAAGCUUUAAUUCUGCGCGCUUUGGGUCUGGACGAUUAGUACGAACGGAACGCAACGUCGAAUAACUCGGGAGACUCCGAGAAACGAUCGUGACGAGAGUGAUAGAAAAAUUGACGGAAAAAAGCAUAUUACAAUAUUAAGUAAAAUUACAUGAAAAUUGCAGACCUUAUAGAAUGUUAUGACAAAAUUUAUUUUUAGAAUUUACAAAUAAUACUGUUGCCGAUAAACUUAUAUUAGUGGUAACAAUGUUAUUGUGUUUUAUCAAAUAAGCAAUCAUCUUAUUAAAUAUAUAACUACGUAAGAUCACACAUUGUGUCAAUUUUAUAAAUAAAUAAAUAUACAUAUAUAUAUUGUUUGUGGCGUCGGGGACCAAAAGAAGUAGAUCAGGAAAAACAACUGUAAAAAACAUAAUACAGAUUUAGUUUAUCAUGUAAACUUUUUAUGGCAAUAAAAAACCAUAUGUCAAUGUGCACGUAAAUAUUCAGCCUGCACUACCUGGCGUAUGCCCUUAAUAACACGUAAAUAUUAUGAACGUUAUUGUAUUGUACGAUAAAUCUUUAACUGGCCAUAAAAUACACGAUGUGAAACAAUAAGCCCUGACGUCGUAUUGUUAUCGAUGUAAAUGGCGCAGGGUUAAACGACCAUGAGAGAGCCUGGAUAGACGGCAGUGUCAUUUCGAUUAACCGCGCAUAUGAGCGAAUACACAUAACUGGUAUCACAUAAACGGAAAUGACGUCGUAGCCUGCAUAUGCAUGUAUUCAAAAAUUAUAAAGGUGAUACAACACUACGAAGUCCUCGAUCUUAUUCAGCAUUUAUGCUUCAAUUUUAAUCGAUCAAUAGAUUUUAGAGAGCCACGAUCAUUAGUAAGACUUAAAAAUGGCUUCAAGAUCAGAGGAUCUUUAUCCAGAAAUUAUGGAAUCCGGAGAAAGAGAGAGGAACAUAGGGCUGACAUUAGGUCUAUUCUUCGUGACGAUGUUUAUUUCAAUGUGGAUUUCAAACACUGCCGCUACAGCCAUGAUGAUACCAAUUAUGGAAACUGUACUUGUAGAACUCGAAACAGACUCGGAAACAUGUUCGUACACAAAGAGGAAGCAGCUGAAGAAAACAGCGAAGAAACAAACAAGAGACCAACGCAUAGUACAAUGGUGUAUUAUCUUGUCGCAGCCUAUGCUUCCAGUCUUGGUGGUAUCGGAACUAUAGUCGGAAGUGGCACCAAUUUAACAUUGAAGGGUUUUUUAGAGAAGCGGUUUCCUAAUAGUCAUGGUAUAAAUUUUGCUUCCUGGAUGUUGUAUUCAGUGCCGCCCAUGCUAUUGAUGGGUUUGCUCACGUGGUUGUGGUUGCAAGUGAUGUACAUGGGUCUCUUCAGACCAGAGAGCAAAGAUGCCCGUGCCAUAGAUAUUGGGCAACAGGGUGAACGUAUCGCAGCGGCGGUUAUCGAGAAGAGAUACAAGGAACUUGGACCUGUCUCAUGGCAUGAGUCUUCAGUGGGUGUCUUAUUUAUUUUCGUAGUGCUCUUGUGGUUUUUCAGAAGUCCUGGUUUUAUGCCUGGUUGGGCCGCUUAUAUCUCGAAUGUGUCUAUUAAGGAUUCAACGGCAGCCGCGUGUGUAACAAUACUGUUCUUCAUGAUUCCAUCAAAGUUGGAUUUUCUAUACGCGUUUAGUAAAGAUCCACGCAAACGGCCCACAAAACCUUCAUUGGGUUUAAUAACAUGGAAAAUGAUAAACGAUAAAUUGCAUUGGAGUCUAAUUUUUGUGUUAGGUGGUGGGUUUGCCAUUUCAGAAGGUAGCACUACAUCGGGCUUAUCAGAAAUGCUCGGCCAAUAUCUAAUAGGUCUAAAAAAAAUUAACAUAGUGGCAAUAUUGUUGAUUGUCUGCUUUUUUGCCGAGAACGUAACGGAAUUAACAGCCAAUGUGGCCGUCGCAAACAUUAUACUGCCAGUAUUAGCGGAAAUGUGUGUGGCUAUUAAAAUACAUCCCUUGUAUUUAAUGCUGCCAGCAGCUCUUUGCUGUUCCUUUUCGUUCCAUUUACCAGUCGGUACUCCACCAAACGCAAUCGCUAGUGCCGCAGGGCAUAUAAAAACAAAAGAUUUUAUGAUUGCUGGUAUCGGACCUAGUAUCAUCACACUUGUUGUCACUGCAGUUGCGUUCUCUACUUGGGGCACAUAUGUAUUUAAUCUAUCAGAAUUUCCCGAAUGGGCUACAUAGCAAUAUUUACGCAUCUUACAUAUAUUCCCUCUUUUUUUCUAUGCGAUAUUUAUGUUUCAUUUCACCAAAAAAACAAAAAAUAUUUUUUAUAAUGACAAAGGUACUACUCGCACCACAUAUUUUUAAUUUUUUUCCUGCAUUAAAAUUUAUUUUCUACAUAUAUAUUUUUAAAAAUUUUAAAGAUAUACAAUGCUUUAAAAAAUAAGCAUAGUUUCAUGAAGAAUAGACUACAGAUCGUACAAUAUCCUGUGUAUUAAUAACGUUAUCAUAAGAAAUUGUUAUAUUAAAGAUAAUAAUGAUUGUAUAAUAUGUAUCUUCCUAGAACAAUUUUGAAGUAAUGUUAUUUUUCAUUAAAUAUUUUAUAUGAGAAUUAUAAUAGUAAAUAUUUUUGAAAACAAAUAAAUUUCAACAUUUCAUGUAAAGAAUUA